AUGGUAUCUUUACGCCCCUUGUCCCGUUCUCUCCCUAUCGCUUCCCGAGCUGCCCUCUUUUCAACUUGUUCCGCUGCCUCAGCUCGUCCUGCUUCACUUCGAGCUGCCGGUUUCGCCAACAAGCUGUCUACGUCACCUCUGUCUUCUGCGAAGCCACGCUUCCUGCCAUCAUCGAUGCGUGCGCUGACAACCGCGCGUGAAAAGGUCAAAGUUCUCCUCUGUACCUACGACGGCGGCCAGCACGCCAAGGAUGUUCCUGAACUUCUUGGUACGACUGAGAAUGAACUUGGCCUUAGGAAAUGGCUCGAGGACCAGGGCCACACUCUCGUCACCACAUCAGACAAGGAGGGUGUCGAUUCCAAGUUCGAGCAGGAACUUGUAGAUGCCGAAGUUAUCAUUACCACGCCCUUCCACCCUGGCUACCUGAAAAAAGAUCGCCUUCCCAAGGCUAAGAAGCUGAAGCUCGCUAUCACUGCGGGUAUCGGCUCAGACCACGUCGACCUUGACCUUGCCAACAAGACUAAUGGCGGUAUUACGGUCGCCGAAGUCACUGGCAGUAAUGUCGUCUCUGUUGCUGAGCACGUUGUUAUGACCAUCUUGGUAUUGAUUCGAAACUUUGUCCCCGCCCACGAGCAGGUGGAGCGAGGUGACUGGGAUGUUGCGGCCGUCGCCAAGCAGGAAUAUGACCUGGAGAACAAGGUCGUUGGUACCCUUGGUGUCGGUCGUAUCGGCGAGCGCGUUUUGCGACGACUCAAACCGUUUAACUGCAAGCUCCUUUACCACGACUACCAGCCUCUGAGCACUGAGAAGGCGGAAGAACUCGGCUGCUCAUACCUCAUCAACACUGCCCGUGGCGGUAUUAUUGUGGCAAAAGACGUCGCCGCGGCCCUCGAGUCUGGCCACCUAGCCGGUUACGGCGGUGAUGUGUGGUACCCUCAGCCCGCCGCCCCGAACCACCCACUGCGAACCGCCAAGAACCCGUUUGGAGGUGGCAACGCCAUGGUCCCCCACAUGUCUGGAACUUCGCUUGAUGCUCAGAAGCGCUAUGCCGAGGGUACCAAGGCUAUUCUUCAAAGCUACUUGAGCGGCAAGCAUGACUACCGUCCCGAGGACUUGAUUGUUCACAAGGGCAGCUAUGCCACCAGAGCCUACGGCAAUGACAAGAAAACAUCUUGA
Messenger RNA from Metarhizium brunneum ARSEF 3297, 1176 nucleotides. The record is from RefSeq and is a predicted model, not a curated record. Lineage: Eukaryota; Fungi; Ascomycota; Sordariomycetes; Hypocreales; Clavicipitaceae.